UUGUAAAUGUUGAAAGACUUAAAUUCAACAAUUUAACAUUUAUGUUUGUUUAUAAUUAAUUAAAUCUUAAAAAGUGUAUAUUAUUUUUUUUGUUUCUUUCCUUGUGUCCUCUUCAUCUUUCCCCUUCCCUUAAAAAGUAUCUUUUUCUCCCAUUUCUAUUUCUUAUUCUGAUUCUGAUUCUUCUUCUUCUUCUUCCUCCUCUUCUCUUUGUAAAUUAUUUCUAUAGAUAAUAUAAUAAUAGUCAAAUUUUAUCCGUUGGAAACUCAACACACACUCACUCAACACUCGCUCACUCACUUAUCUGAUACAUUUACACACAACAACAACCAAAACAACCAAAACAACCAACAACCAACAUCCAGACAACAUACAGUAUAAAAAUACAUACAAACACAUACACACACACUGUUCACAUUUGUACACACAUAAAAUGUCCUCCUUGAGGGAAGCCUUGCUUGAAUAUCACAACUCAUUGGAAGAGUUGACCUUCAACUCGAAAACCGUCAUCUCCAUGUUAACUAUGGUCGCUGCUGAAUUCGAUGAGAUCCCCGAAGGUCCUCCUAAUAUUGUAGAUAUGAUUGCUAAACGUGUUACAACGGUUGAUAUUAAACAGAAACUUCCAGUUUUGUAUUUAAUAGAUUCUAUAUGUAAAAAUAUUGGUAAACCUUUUACCGAAUUGUUUGAGAAGAAAAUAGUCGAUGUUUUCAAACAUGUUUUUGAAGAAGGCGAUGAGACUACUCGUCAAUGUUUGUAUAAAUUAAGGAAAACAUGGAUUGGUAUUUUCUCUGAUUAUCAUUUACAUGAGAUUGAUUCAGCGGCUCAAAGUAUUGAUCCAGCUUGGCCUAGUAUUCCUACUAAUCCAGGACCACCAGCAGCCAAAAGAAAAAAAGAAAAUCUAGAUUCAACGUCAUCAGCUGUAUCUAAAUCAAAAAGAUCAACAAUCCCCAUUUCAGCCCCACCAACACCAUCAAAAGGAUCAAUUACAACUCCAGUGGCAAUUACUUCACAGAUUACGACCCUCAUUCCACCACAAGCUACAAACGGACUACUUAUUCAACCCCAGGCCCAAAUAUUAUCACCUUUACAACCAAUGACCACUUCUAAUCAUUUACCAUCUUUAAACUUUCAUUCAUCAUCUUCAAAACCUCAAUCAUACGAAAAUAUUAGUCAACAUUAUUGCCAAGUCGAUGGUAAUACAGUCAAGUUAUUCUUUAUAGAUGAAAAUACCUCUAUUGUUUUGAUGAAAGACUCUCAUCAUUUGUCUUUAAAUGAAUUAGUAAAAAUAAAUCCUUACGAUCUUGAACCUAGAUUGAUCAUGUUCGAGGUCAAGCAAACAAAAGUUUAUAUCGAUAACGGUAAGAAUGAGUCAAGAAAAAUUGUUUUAUUUUACUUUAAAUCUAAAACAUUUUUUCACGGUCAACACGCUCAGAGUAUUAGGUUAGGAGGACCUUGUCGAGAAAUUAUUCUCAAUGGUAAACCUUAUCAGGUCUCUUUCGGUGGACCUCCGAUAAAUGUUAGAUUCCUCGGGGAUUCACACCAAACCCACACUCUCAGAUUAGGAGGUCCACCGCCACGGGUUAAAAUCUCUGAUGAGAUCAGAGUCGAUCUAUGGGUCAAAUACGUUGACAAGUUUUUCGGUCGAUCGGAUGAAAACUCGAUACAAAUCACUAACCCUUUUUCGCCCCUUCCAUCAGCCCAACCACUUUCUCUCCCAAGUAAUUUAGGUCCAUCAUCUUCAUCGCAAUGGUCCAAAUCAAUGUCUUCGAAUCAAGUUACCCUACCAAUUGCCGUUUCGAACUCGAAACCUUCAACUGAUCCACCGGAUAAUCUUAGAAAUUUAUUGAAUAAUCUAAUCUCUGUUGGUUUAAUUCCGCCGUCGGAAAAACGAGUUAGUUCAAUCGAUGAAAUUGAAAGUGAACCUUUACUAUUGGAGACAAAAUCACUAAAAGCCGAUCAUCCAAAAGUAAUCGCAGAUUUAAUUAAUGGAACUCAAUGUCCUAAUUGUUCAUUACGAUUCGAAGUUGGAGAUUCAAAUGAAAGAUCCAAAUAUUCGGUUCAUCUUGAUUGGCAUUUUAGAUUAAAUCGACAAGAAAGAACAGAUUCUAAAUCUAAAUCAGCGGCAGUUCGUCGAUGGUUUUGUCAUCUUGAUCUUUGGGUUUCUUUUAAAGAGAUAACUGAUGAAACGGAUGAGAUGAACUUGGACACCGAGAAAGAAGAAAACGAUUGUGGUGUUGGUGGAGAGAAAAAGGUGUACACAGUUAGUGCCAAUGAAGAUGAAACUCUUAAUGUGUGCGCUGUUUGUAAAGAAAAGUUCGAAACCUCUUGGAACGAAGAUGAAGAAGAAUGGCAACUAUUGAAUGCGGUUAAAGGUCAAGACGAGAAAAUCUAUCAUCCUCUCUGUCUAGAAGAUCUUGAGAACUAGCAGCCAACAUAAAUUCUCAUGCGAAGGAGAAACCGAUGGACAUUGAUAUCGAAGACGAAACAAUCAAAACGGAGCAAGUUCGAGGAAUCAAAGAAGAAAUCGAGAAGAUCGAAACCGAAUUGCGAAAAGAAAAAAAAAUUCGAAUAUAAAAUCUACUAUUAUAAUAUUCAUUCAUCUCUAUGUACUUAUUUGAUUCUGUAUGAUAAAUUUGAUAAUAAAGAAUAAAAAUUA
Messenger RNA from Panonychus citri (citrus red mite), 2653 nucleotides. RefSeq names its product polyadenylation and cleavage factor homolog 11-like. Gene Ontology annotation, cellular component: mRNA cleavage factor complex; cytoplasm. Bases 431 to 2422 code for a protein of 663 amino acids. Gene Ontology annotation, biological process: termination of RNA polymerase II transcription. The transcript has a single exon. Gene Ontology annotation, molecular function: phosphatidylinositol binding; mRNA binding; ubiquitin binding. Lineage: Eukaryota; Metazoa; Arthropoda; Arachnida; Trombidiformes; Tetranychidae. The record is from RefSeq and is a predicted model, not a curated record.